ACAUGGUUGAUGACUGUGAAAAGAACUUUCCAACAGGGUGAUCUGAAUAUCAUAGGAUUAAGGGCUGUUCUUGGGGAAAUUAGUGAUGCCUUUAAAUAUUGUUUCAAAAAAAAGAUGCUCUUUUUGAUCAUUCAGUGAUCAUUUGAUCAUUGAAAGUCAAGCAUGAAGGGAUGUGCAUUAUAUUGUGUUAGGAUAUAUAUAUUUUGGGGGGAUUCCACUCCAGAAGUUUCUGUUCACAUUUUGAGUGACAGAAUUGUAUUUAAAUUUUUUCUUCCACAAAGUGUUUAAUCUCAAAGUCUGUUGUAUAACACCCUUUUAGAGAAUCGUGAAAACAUCUGCUUAGCGUGGUAGAUUGAAACAGGAAGGAGGCUUAUCCCUUGCCUUACACAGAGUCUCCUUUGGUUGAAAAUCACUUAAACACUGAAGUGAGAACAUUUGCUGCUUUUCUUGAUUUACAGAUGUUUUCUCAGAGCUACACUUCCAAACAGUCCCAGCUGACUGUAGCUAAGGCCUGGGUAAAUUGAUAAGAUGCAUCUGGUUUCAAGACACAGACUAAGUACAGGGCAGGCUCUCCGUGUCCUCAGAGAACCUGGUUGGGGGUCACAGCUAAGUCUUGGAGCCACUUGCUCUAUAUAUGAGUGCCAAGUGAAUCCCCAGCAGGGAGAGACAGGCAGGGAGUAGACUUCUGGGCUCUUCCUCCUGUUGAAAAUUCACUGGGCACUGGAGGAGGAAAUUUUCCUUCUGUCUUCUGCCCUGAAUGUUUUCCCAAACAUGAAGGCAAUAAGUUUAUUCUUCUUGGUGGGAUUUAUAGGAGAGUUCCAAGUUUCUUCAAGUGCCUCCUCGCCAGUCAAUUGCCAGUGGGCUUCCUAUGCCCCUUGGUCAGAAUGCAAUGGUUGUACCAAGACUCAGACCCGCAGGCGGUCAAUUGCUGUUUAUGGGCAGUAUGGCGGCCAUCCCUGUGUUGGAAGUGCUUUUGAACCACAAUCGUGUGAACCUACACGAGGAUGUCCAACAGAAGAGGGAUGUGGAGAACGUUUCAGGUGUUUUUCAGGUCAGUGCAUCAGCAUAUCUUUGGUUUGCAAUGGGGAUUCUGACUGUGAAGAGGACGGUGCUGAUGAAGACAGGUGUGAGGACUCAGAAAGCAGGCCUUCCUGUGACCUCGAUAAACCUCCUCCCAACAUAGAACUUACUGGACACGGUUACAAUGCGCUCACUGGCCAGUUUAGGAACAAAGUCCUCAACGCUAAAAGUUUUGGUGGUCAAUGCAGAAAGGUGUUUAGCGGGGAUGGGAGAGAUUUCUACAGACUGAGCGGAAAUAUCCUCUCCUAUACAUUCCAGGUGAAAAUAAAUAAUGAUUUUAAUUAUGAAUUUUACAAUAGUACCUGGUCUUAUGUAAAACAUACAUCAACAGAAUAUUCAUCAUCUAGUGAAGGACGCUUCCUCUUUUUUAGUUCUUCAUCUUCUUCAUCCAGUUACUCUUCAGAUAUUGAAGAAAUCCAUAAGGAAAAGAGUUAUCAGUUGUUGGUUCUUCAGAACACUGUUGAAGUGGCUCAGUUUAUCAAUAACAAUCCGGACUUUUUACAACUUUCUGAGUCAUUCUGGAAGGAACUCUCCUACCUUCCCUCUCUGUAUGACUACAGCGCCUAUCGAAGACUGAUCGACCAGUAUGGGACACAUUAUCUUCAGUCUGGUUCCUUAGGAGGAGAAUACAAAGUUAUCUUUUAUAUGGACUCAGAAAAAAUCAAACAAAGCGGUCUUAGUUCAGAGGAGAAGAAGAAAUGUGCUUCCUCACAUAUCAAGUUUUUGUUUAAAUCAUCAGAGCACAAAUGCAAGGAGAUGGAAGAGACCUUAAAAUUGGUUUCAGGAACUCAGGGCAGUGUGUUACGAGGGGUCCCAUUUGUCAGAGGGGGACGUCCUGGCCUUGUGUCUGGCCUUAGUUACCUGGAACUGGACAAUCCUGCUGGAAACAAAUGGAGAUAUUCUCGCUGGGCAGGAUCUGUGACUGAACUUCCCCAAGUCAUAAAACAAAAGCUGACACCUUUGUAUGAGCUGGUAAAGGAAGUACCCUGUGCCUCUGUGAAAAGGCUAUACCUGAAACGGGCCAUUGAGGAAUAUCUCGAUGAAUUUGACCCCUGUCAUUGCCGGCCUUGUCAAAAUGGUGGCAUGGCCACUGUUAAGGGGACCCAGUGUCAGUGCCAUUGCAAACCAUACACGUUCGGUGUGGCCUGUGAACAAGGAGCCCUCAUAGGGGAUCAAGCAGGAGGGGUUGAUGGAGGGUGGAGCUGCUGGUCCUCUUGGGGCCCCUGUGUUCAAGGGAAGAAAACAAGGAGCCGAGAAUGCAAUAACCCACCUCCCAGUGAGGGUGGGAAAUCCUGCAUUGGAGAAACGUCAGAAACCAGACAAUGCGAAGACCAGGACUUGGAGCAUUUGCGAUUGCUUGAACCACAUUGUUUUCCUUUGUCUUUGGUUCCAACAGAAUUCUGUCCAUCACCUCCUGCCUUGAAAGACGGAUAUGUUCAAGAUGAAGGUGCCAUGUUUCCUGUUGGGAAAAACAUAGUGUAUACUUGCAAUGAAGGAUACUCUCUUGUUGGAGACCCUGUUGCCAGAUGUGGAGAAAAUUUACAGUGGCUUCUUGGGAAAAUGUAUUGUCAGAAAAUUGCCUGCGUUCUACCUGCACUGAUGGAUGGCAUACAGAGUCAUCCCCACAAACCUUUCUACACCGUUGGUGAGAAAGUGACCUUUUCCUGUUCAGGUGGCAGGUCCUUAGAAGGUCCUUCGACAUUUCUCUGCGGAUCCAGCCUUAAGUGGAGCCCUGAGAUGAAGAACGUCCAGUGUGUGCAAAAGGAUGCCCCUUUGGCACCGGAAGUGCCUGAAUGUCAGCGUUGGGAGAAACUGCAGAACUCAAGAUGUGUUUGUAAAAUGCCUUAUGAAUGUGGAUCCUCCUUGGAUGUAUGUGCUCGAGAUGAGAGAAGCAAGAGGAUACUGCCUCUGACAGUUUGCAAGAUGCAUGUUCUCCAAUGUCAGGGUAGAAAUUACACUGUUGCUGGUAGGGAGAGCUGUACUCUACCUGCCUCAGCUGAGAAAGCUUGCGGUGUGUGUCCACUAUGGGGAAAAUGUGAUGCCCAGAGCAGCAAAUGUGUCUGCAGAGCCGCCUCGGAGUGCGAGGAAACAGGGUUCAGCGUCUGCGUGGAGGCGAAUGGCAGGGAGCGGACGAUGACAGAGUGUGAGGCCGGCGUCCUGAGAUGCCGAGGACAGAGCAUCUCCGUCACCAGCAUCCGGCCCUGCGCCGCCGAAGCCCCGUAGCUCCCGGCGCCCGGUGGGCCUGCUCGCGAUCCUGCAGCCGCGUGGCCGGGUUAAAACCUCUGCACGCUCGGCCCCGUAGACAGCUUCUCAGCACGCGGGCCCAUUCUUUCUCCUUCCGCUCCAUGUCCACUUCUCCCAAUCCCCAGGCCCUGCAUAAUGACACAACCCCUUGUUCUCCCAAACCUGAAUCCACAUCCUCUUUUUCUUCUCUUUUUAAAUGUCAGUCAGGCUGAAGGAUAUUGGUGAACCUCUGAAGGAGCUGUGUGUUCUUGGAAAAAUUGCUGACUUCUCUGGACCUUGACUUUUUAUUUAAUCUGAAAAUUAGAGGGUUGGAUUAGAGAAAUUGGAAUGCUCUAUGAUUCUUUUUAGUAUGAUUAAAAGAACCGACCAGAACACACUCCACAAAUUGAUUAUGAAAACAAA
This is a messenger RNA of Kogia breviceps (pygmy sperm whale), 3726 nucleotides long. RefSeq names its product complement C7 (gene C7). Gene Ontology annotation, cellular component: membrane attack complex. NCBI's taxonomy places the organism in Eukaryota, Metazoa, Chordata, Mammalia, Artiodactyla, Physeteridae. The record is from RefSeq and is a predicted model, not a curated record. Gene Ontology annotation, biological process: complement activation. Gene Ontology annotation, molecular function: protein binding.